Messenger RNA from Tremella mesenterica DSM 1558, 1116 nucleotides. RefSeq lists its product as uncharacterized. The transcript has 7 exons. Lineage: Eukaryota; Fungi; Basidiomycota; Tremellomycetes; Tremellales; Tremellaceae. The record is from RefSeq and is a predicted model, not a curated record. Bases 1 to 1116 code for a protein of 371 amino acids.
AUGCCAGUAGCUACUUCGACCGAAACUGUCACUCCUACUUCUCCCACGACCACGGGAACUUUAAAACUUCGUGGACAAACGGAAGCUCCUAUUACUUCUGCUUAUCCUGAUUUGGAUGAGAAAGGCUGGACAGUCGUCAAGGGUGUGGUGCCAAAAGAGAAAGCCGCUAAAUAUGUUGAUAGGAUGUAUGAAUGGGCGGAAAAGUACGGUACGGGUUUUAAGAGGGAUGAUAGAGAGACUUGGCAGAUAAAAAACAUGCCAGCUUUCAACAAAGCCGGUCUCAUCAAUCGGAAUGGAGUUGGACACGAACAAUUCGUUUGGGAUAUGAGAAGUGAACCCGCUUUGAUCGAUGCUUUCGCAAAGAUUUGGGGAACUGAUCAAUUGCUUGUUUCUUUUGACGGUAUCAACAUUACCCUUCCUUAUAAAGAUGAUCUUGGUUGGAGGGCCGAACCCUGGCCUCAUGUGGAUCAAAGUCCUUUAAAACGUUACAAACAUUGUAUUCAAGGUAUCAUCAACUUGGCCGACAACGGACCCAAAGAUGGAGGUCUCAUGAUCCUCGAUGGUUCUUUUCAACUUUACAACCAAUUCUUCGAAGAGAACGACGCCGAUAAACCCGCCGACGGAUGGUCAUGGCUCGAUCAAUACUCUUUCACCGAAAAACAAAUGCAAUGGUUUUAUGAUCACGGAUGUAAAUGGACCAAACUCGCUUGUGAACCUGGUGAUUUACUUUUGUGGGAUUCGCGUUGUGUACAUUAUGGUGCUCAUGCUGAGGGUGAUAAUCCUCGUUUGGCCAUGUACGUUUGUUACAAACCUGCCAAAGAUGCUACUCCGGAAUGUCUUGCGGUAAGAAAACGUCUCAUGAAAGAUUGGGGUAUGACCUCCCACGACCCCCUCAUCUUCCGUGAACGUGGUACUCAAAUAUUCGGUAAGAAAACACCAAACGAACGUGAAGUACCAGACGAUAAACCGAUCCUUUCCGAUCGCGCUAAACAGUUGGCGGGCAUAACGGAAUACCCAGGAUUAUCUUAUCCCGAUACUACCGGAUUAGAAUAUUCACAAUUAGAGUAUGGACCUGGUUUAGCUGGUAAUAGGGAUACUUCCGGUGAUCCUGCUUGA